GUGACUGACAUGCAAAUCAGACCCAGCAUGUCACGCCCACGUUCAACAAACUACCAAUGGUUGAUGACGUGGGCGGGGCCUGUAGGAUAACAGCGGAGGAUUCAAACUGAACAUGGCUGCGGAUAAAGAUGUCGAUGAAAAUACACAAAAUAGAAGGGGUACAGUGUGCAGUAUGGUGAUCAAUCAUGAGGAAUCACCGGGCGGCUCUCGUGCUGGCCGACCGCCAGUCAUCUUCAACCCGGACUUUUUUGUGGAGAAACUCCGCCAUGAGAACCCUGAUGUUUUCCUGGAGCUGGUGCUUAGUAACAUCACUCGCCUUAUUGAUCUUCCUGGUACAGAGUUUGCACAGCUCCUUGGUGAGGAGGGCCCUAAGACUCCAACAGGUGGAAAUGGAGGCUUCUUUCGCUCUUUCAACUUCCUCAAACGCAAAGAUAAAGGCGUUGUGUUUGGAACCCCACUGACGGAGAGCUGCAUUGCACAGAUCUACCAGCUCAUUGAGUACCUCAGCAAAAACCUACACGUGGAGGGUCUGUUUCGGGUGCCGGGGAACAGUGUUCGGCAGCAGGCCCUGAAGGAGCUCCUCAACAGCGAGGCCGAUGUUGACCUGGCGUCUGGAGACUUUCAUCCCAAUGACGUGGCCACGUUGCUCAAGACUUUCCUGGGAGAGCUGCCCGAGCCCCUUCUCACACACAGACACUUCCAUGCACACCUUAAGAUAGCUGAUAUGACUCUAUUUGACGAACACGGCAACAAGACUGCGAUACCCAACAAGGAGCGUCAAAUAGAGGCCCUGCAGCUUCUCUUCCUGCUGUUACCUCAGGCCAACCGCUCACUGCUCAAACUGCUGCUGGACCUGCUCUACCACACUGCCAAGCAGCAGGACAAGAACAAGAUGUCCGCCUUCAACCUGGCCCUCAUGUUUGCCCCGCACGUCCUCUGGCCCAGACACAUGACAGCUGGUGACCUGAAAGACAAUCUGAAGAAACUGAACAACAGCAUGGCCUUCCUCAUCAAACACUCGCAGAAACUCUUCAGGGCUCCAGUCUACCUGCGGGAUUAUGCCAGAGUGCACUUCACUGGGACAAAGGCUCUGCAUACUAAGGAUGAUAUGGAGCUGCUAGCGGCAAGUAGCUGUCCUGCUCAGCGGACAGUGUUGCCCCUGAAGAGGGCGGCUGUUCUGGGCCCCAGCUCUCUGGAGCAGUGCCAAUCACCAGCUCAACAAUACACAGAAGAGGCUCUGAAGGAGCUCUUCAGACACGUCCACCACAACAUGCCGGACUCGGCCAAGAAGAAGAAACUUGUCCGACAGGUUCACAUCAGGUUGGUCAAACAGACAACCUCAGGGACGCCUACUAAAGAGCACCAUCAGGCCCCCCCUGCUCCCAGCAAGAAACAUCCCCGUUCGCGCUCCUUUGGUGGCCUCAUCAAGCGCAGAGCUCGUGGUGAGCAGCUGACAGCAGAGAGGCGGGUCAGACACAUCUCCCCUGAUACUGGCACAGGAAGAAAACCUGGUAAAGAGAACGUCAUCCUGCAAGCGGUGAAUAGCCCAUUAAAUGGCCCUGUGUUGGGGAAGGCGGGGCUGGUAGUAAAAAACUCAGACUUUACUUUCAAUAAGGACAAAGCUCUAAAGGUUUCCAAGCAGGACUCGCCCUCUGUGUCCAGGUCGUGUUUUUCUCCUGCUCAGGAGAUCUCCGUGUGAAACCCGACACCACCUCCUCAUCUCAGACAGGACUUGGGCAGUGUUAAUAUUAUUAUUCCUCAUGUUUAUCAUCACCUUUUCAUUGUAGUAAGUCUGUUUUAACUGACUAAUAUACAGCAGUUUUAGACUUGGUCAGAACAGGCAAACCAAAGCCAGGAACUCUUCUUCUCCUCUUUUCUGCCGCACAUCCAUCAAGACGUGAGUAAGUGUUUACAAACUGGUACCAACAGUUUAGUUAAAGCCUCCACUGUAGCUUUGCUCUUAGAUGGCCUCAGUGUAAAGUUGCUUGAUGGGGAUAAAAUGAAUCUACUUCGAAUCAUACAGAACAAUUAUGACCUAAACAUGUGAUAUUUAAUGACACAUGCAAAAUCACAUGCUAAAUGCAUUUUUACUUCCAGAAAUACUUUCAGAAAGCCCCUAAUUUCUUUCAGUUCUGUUCAUUAAUAAUUUUAAUAAUUUUAGCAUUCAGAUAAUAGAAUUGUUUAUCAAGAUAAACAAUAUUUUUAGCAUGAUUAAAUUAAGCAACACUAUGAAAUUAUUGAUCAUCUACACUUGACCCGAUGAAGUCUGCUGCAGCUGCUGUAAGGAAUGCAAAUUUCAUUUUUAAUAACAUUCAGAUUUUUUUUUUUAAAUUUAUGUAGUUUUUAUACCACAUAAUGGUCAGGUUUCAAUAGUGUUUUGGAAUAUUUCUGCUAUCAGAGUUUUGGGACUGAAAGAGGUUUUAACUGAUAACUCGAAUCAAGUGACACUUUUUUUGUGUGUGAAUUCAUAUGAUGGGAUUGGAUGUAGGGCAGGGUGACCGAAAAUGAGAAUCCUAAUCAUUUUAUGUAAUAAGCUCAGUACAGUAGCACAUUGUAAAACAUGAUCUUUCAGCAGAUCGUAUAAUGCAGACUUGAGGUUGUCCCAGAUGGUAAACUAUUCACGCAUAAGCAUUAACACUCAUCACAUUGCAUGGCGCUCUGUUUUGAAUAAACAUUUUCUGAACUUUGGGGUUAUUGCUUAGCUCCACUUGAAUGUGAAUAAUUGAAAUCAAACCGUGAACAGGUUCUUUGCUUUGGUUUGGCUUCGCUGGCUCAUACCUGCUUGUGCCAGUUGUCACUUGAAACUUGUUUGUUAGCUACUGUAUCAGAAUCUGACCACUAGCAAGCUGAGCUUACAGUCUGCUGUAGAGUAUAGAAUAUACAUGUUGUACAGUUUGUGUGUGUGUGUGUGUGUGUGUUAAGUUUUUAGGCUUAUUGGGAACUGAUGUUUGGUUUUUGGUACGAUAUUUUUUAACUCUGGUUACUGGAUGAUUUCUUGGUGUUGUGCUGCUGAUGCAGGAUCAGUGAGCAGGUCACUUUAUUUUUUAAUUGUUUCAUCCUGAUAUGAGAAACAGGAUUUAAUUAAUAAUCACCUUUUACUACUCUAACAGACUUGUUCAUUAAGAAAACACUGACUGGGAUCCCUGUUUGUGAACUUAUCAAAUAUGAAAAGUUAAUUUCCCAGAAUGUCUAAUGGGACGUAAACAUUAUUAUUAUUUUUUUUUAAUUUAAAAAAAAAAACAUUUUACUUUUUUACUUCAGUUAGAUGAUGGAAGCGUCAUUUGUUUUAAUUAUAACAAAAGUGGUUGAGAGAUUUGUUAUGCUGAUGGUUUAAAUGAAAGCUGAAAAUGUUUUUUGUAUGAAUUUACUCUGAUUGAAAUGAGCAGCAAUCCGUUCCUUAAGAAGAGAGGACGUGUGUGUCUGUUGACGUGAGUCUGAGUAAAGUAAGAAAGGAACUUAACAUGGUUGGACGUCAGGCAGUGUCACCUGUUUCUGUUUCAGCAACAGUUUUUAACACAUUAUAUGUUAAUAGCACAUUAUUAUAAAAUAUAAGCUGUUAGUUAUUAAUGAUGCAUUAAUGUGUGCCAUCCCAAACUUUUUAAACUUAAGUAUUUUAGGAUUGUAUGUGAGUAAAGGGAUAUUAAGUAAUGUACACGAGGAAUGUAACAACUUUGAGUUUUCUAACAGACACAGAGGGCCAACAUAAAGGUCCAGUAAAGAGACAAUAUUUAGUUUGUGCUGAGUAUAAACAUGUUUCUCUACAAAAGUAAGCUUAAUGUCUCAAAUGCAUCAGUGUUUGUUUUUUAAUACAUCAAGCAAAACAGCUCUGCAAUUUGUUGCUUAGUUAAAAUACAGUAUAAAAUUACAAAAUUUAGAUUCAAAUGCAUAUAUAUAUCUCACAAAGAAUAAGUAACCAAAGGCAAUUUUUUAGUACUUGUUAGUUUCCUAUAAUUGCCGGUACAUAAAAAGUUCGUUCAGUACUCAAGAAGCACAUAUUCCCGAUCUGAUGAAGGCAGAGCAGUUGAGAAAAAUUUAAGGGAAUAAACAAUUUAAACGACACAGAUGCAUUGUCGGUUUUGUGUUUGCAGAAAGUAAAAAUGUUACUUAAUGCCCCUUUUUAAAUAUUUGGGACUGUCUCAGUUCCUUCAGCUAUACUCUUCAUGACUUACGGUAACUGAUGUCUGCUCAAUUUGUUAUAGCGAGUAUGGAUGCACCAGUACAAGUUCUAAAUUUUCUCCAGCUCCUCCACCGGGAGGUCGGAGGUCAGCUGCAGAGCUGGCGGGGAUCCACUGCCUUGCUCAGUGACACAUCAGCGGGAGAGAUGCUCGGCAACAUGGGCCUGAAACCAAACUGGCUCUGUACUCGUUUUGGUAGAAUUUGAAAAUGAUGAUGGGGAAAUCUGGGAAAAGUUUUGCUUUUAUUGAUGAUGUGCAACAUGUGUCUCAUGCUCAUGGUUAUGUAAUUUGGUAGCAGAUUCUCCUUAGCCCUUACCUGUAUUUUUUCUCCCCCUUGUGUUAGGAAUCUGUUACUGGUGCAUCCUGUUUUGAAGGUGUUGUGGAUGUUGUAACGAUGGGUUUGGUGAAAGUGAUUGAGGUGUUGAACGUGAAUGACAUGGCAGGUGCAGAUGGACACUGAAAGACCUUACCUACUCUUUUGCUUUGCAGUAUAUUGUCAUAUUCUGAAGGCAAUAUUGUACAAUGGUCUACACAGGACUUUAAAAAAAAUGUAAUUAACCUGGCUGACUGAAUCUCAGCAGAGAAACAGCGUUUUUGAAACUGAACUAGGAUCUCUCCACGUCGUCCUGUCCUCUUCUCAUGGCGUCUCCUCAUCCUUUUCAGUUCUCUGCAGACUGCAGUUUUACAAACCUGUUUUUUAAGUGAGAGCUAAAUUGGAUUCUGUUGUAUUUAUUGCUGUUUGGGGAAACAAAAAUGACUUUUUAUGCGGAUGGAAUUUAUGAUCUAAGGUACAUUCAUUUUUGCUGUAGUACUGUUCCCUUGUUUUAUUUUAAAUUUUUUGAGUUUACUUUUGUCGCUCAGAUGAGAGCAGUUACAUUCUGAUUAUUUGAAACACAGAAAGCCCGUCAGAGCCCUGUUGUUUUACGUCUGUUUGUCUCUUUACAUAAAUGUGAAAUAUUUAGUUACUGAUCUCUACUUGCUUGCUGUACAUGGUCACAGAUGAGUUCUUCUGCACACUGUGAGAACAACAGAUGCAGAUAAAAGUAAAAUACGACAAAAGCGGGUGGAAUUCCCUUUAAACUUUACCCGAAUGGUUGAUUGCACCUUAUUUCUUUGUUAAUGAGGGUCAUAAACGUGGAUAAACAUCACUUUUACACGCUGAAUUUUGAUUUAGAUUAAAGGUGAUCCAACAAAAAUUUAGUCUUAUUUGUCUAAGCACAGUUUUUCCAGUGUCAUGAUCCAGUCUAACUCAUCUGUGACUGUUAUUCCAUCUGGUUUAAACUGUGGUAACCUUUUGUUUGUUUUUUGUAUUUUAGUGUAAAAUAAGUUAACCCUGUACAUUGGAUUCCUUGGCGAACCGUCCGCUUUGGAUUAAAACUUUUUUAUGUUUCCUACA
This is a messenger RNA of Siniperca chuatsi (mandarin fish), 5571 nucleotides long. It is a transcript of the gene arhgap19, whose product is annotated as Rho GTPase activating protein 19. The record is from RefSeq and is a predicted model, not a curated record. The transcript is spliced from 12 exons. Lineage: Eukaryota; Metazoa; Chordata; Actinopteri; Centrarchiformes; Sinipercidae. Bases 113 to 1699 code for a protein of 528 amino acids. Gene Ontology annotation, molecular function: GTPase activator activity. Gene Ontology annotation, biological process: regulation of small GTPase mediated signal transduction; signal transduction. Gene Ontology annotation, cellular component: cytoplasm.